AUUCGAGCUUACUUUUAGAUUCAGCCGAGUAACUUCCUUACUUCCAAGCUGAGCCAAAGAUGGAGGCGAUUUACAGUAUCCCGUUCAAGGUGUUGGAAUGUCCAAAUCUGAAGCUCAAAAAGCCUUCAUGGGUGAAAACACCCUCAGCAAUGUUUGUGUAUGCUGCAGUUUUACUGUCGUAUUUCUUAGUAACAGGAGGUAUUAUUUACGAUGUUAUUGUUGAACCACCAAGUAUAGGGUCUACAACAGAUGAAAGAGGAAACUCACGACCUGUUGCAUUUAUGCCCUAUAGGGUCAAUGGUCAGUACAUUAUGGAGGGUCUUGCCUCAAGCUUUCUCUUCACAAUGGGAGGUCUGGGCUUUGUCAUCCUAGACCAAACUAACAGUCCUCUGACGCCAAAACUGAACAGGAUCCUGCUCCUGGUCGUAGGCUUUGUGUGCAUUCUUAUAUCAUUCUUCAUGUGCAGGGUUUUCAUGAGGAUGAAGCUACCGGGCUACUUGAUGGGAUAGGUGACUGAGAAAUUCACAGAAACUAUUUGAUGAACAUUUACUAUGCAAUUGUAGAAGUGUCACCUUGUAAGAAACAACCAAAGAAGGAAUGUAAGAAGUUCUUUGAUAAAGGAAGUGUGAAAUAAACAUGUUUAUAACAUGCUUGGAAACAGUGAGAGGAAAGAUAAUAAUUAAGACUCAGACUUGGGUGCUUUAAACCCAGAGAUAAAUUUAUGAUAUUUUUAUUACUGUAAAAAUAAAACUAAAGCUUUGGGUAAGAAAGAAAGUGUACUUCACAUUAUUAGAACUGCAU
Molecule: messenger RNA, 801 nt
Organism: Lingula anatina
Lineage: Eukaryota; Metazoa; Brachiopoda; Lingulata; Lingulida; Lingulidae
Product: oligosaccharyltransferase complex subunit ostc-B
Cellular component (GO): oligosaccharyltransferase complex
Source: RefSeq, a predicted model, not a curated record